Molecule: messenger RNA, 1849 nt
Organism: Lagenorhynchus albirostris (white-beaked dolphin)
Lineage: Eukaryota; Metazoa; Chordata; Mammalia; Artiodactyla; Delphinidae
Product: nucleolin-like
Exons: 3
Coding region: 1-1488 (495 amino acids)
Molecular function (GO): RNA binding
Source: RefSeq, a predicted model, not a curated record
AUGACUUGUGUCCUUACAAGAAGACAGCCAUGGGAAUACAGGGACAAGCAGAGAGAUCUCUUUGUGAUAACAAAGCCAGAGAUUUGGAGUUAUGCAGCUGCAAACCAAGAAAUGUCAAAUAUAACCAGAAAAUCACCAGAAGCUAGAAAGAGGGUCCUUCCAACUGGUGACUUCAGCAUCUGGGACUUCGAGGACUCUGCAUCCAGCAAGUGGAAGGGGAAAGAGCUUGGAGAAGGCACAUCUGCUUCUAAGAGCUUUAGCCAAGAAGUGAUACCAGUCACUUCUGCUUACGUUCCGUGGGUAAAAACUGGUCUCGCGCUGUACCUUGAUGCAGAUGGACUGGGAGAUGUAGACCUUGUCUGGGAAGUGACACCUAGUGAUAACUACAUACUGUGCAGGGAGGAAUAUGAGCUUAAGUCGACACCAGCUACUUUGUCACAGUCAAAGACACAGGUGAAAGUCUUUGGCAAUGAAAUUAAACUAGAAAAACCAAAGGGAAAAGACAGUAAGAAAGAACGAGAUGCGAGAACACUUUUGGCUAAAAAUCUUCCUUAUAAAGUUACUCAGGAAGAAUUAAAAGAAGUGUUCGAAGAUGCUGUGGAGAUCAGAUUAGUCAGCAAGGAUGGAAAGAGUAAAGGGAUUGCUUAUAUUGAAUUUAAGACAGAAGCUGAUGCAGAGAAAACCUUGGAAGAAAAGCAGGGAACAGAGAUAGAUGGGCGAUCCAUUUCCCUGUACUAUACCGGAGAGAAAGGUCAAGGUCAAGACCAUAGAGGUGGAAAGAAUAGCACUUGGACUGGUGAAUCAAAAACCCUGGUUUUAAGCAACCUCUCCUAUAGUGCAACAGAAGAAACUCUUCAGGAAGUAUUUGAGAAGGCAACGUUUAUCAAAGUGCCCCAGAACCAAAGUGGCAAAUCUAAAGGGUAUGCAUUUAUAGAAUUUGCAUCAUUUGAAGAUGCUAAAGAAGCUUUAAAUUCAUGUAAUAAAAGGGAAAUUGAGGGCAGAGCCAUCAGGCUGGAGUUGCAAGGACCCAGGGGACAACCUAAUGCAAGAAGCCAGCCAUCCAAAACUCUGUUUGUCAAAGGUCUGUCUGAGGAUACUACAGAAGAGACAUUAAAGGAGUCGUUUGACGGCUCUGUUCGUGCAAGGAUAGUCACUGACCGGGAGACUGGAUCCUCUAAGGGGUUUGGUUUUGUAGACUUCAACAGCGAGGAAGAGGCCAAAGCUGCCAAGGAGGCCAUGGAAGAUGGUGAAAUCGAUGGAAACAAAGUUACUUUGGACUGGGCCAAGCCUAAGGGUGAAGGUGGCUUCGGUGGCCGAGGAGGAGGCCGAGGUGGCUUCGGUGGCCGAGGAGGAGGCCGAGGUGGCGGCCGAGGUGGAUUUGGAGGCCGAGGCCGGGGAGGCUUUGGAGGGCGAGGAGGCUUCCGAGGAGGCAGAGGAGGAGGAGGAGGAGACCACAAGCCACAAGGAAAGAAGACGAAGUUCGAAUAGUUUCUUCUAUCCCUGUCUUCCCCUCUUCCAUUUGAAAGAAAGGACUCUGAGGUUUUUACUCUGUUACCUGCUCAAUGACAGAGCCUUCUGAGGACAUUCCAAGACAGUAUACAGCCCUGUGGUCUACUUGGAAAUCCGUAUAGAUAACAUUUCAAGGGAGAUAACCCUGUUGGUGUUGACUGGAUAUUCGUAUAAACUUUUUAAAGAGAUGAGUGAUAGAGCUAACCCUUAUCUGUAAGUUUUGAAUUUAUAUUGUUUCCUCCCAUGUACAAAACCAUUUUUUUCCUAUGGAGUUUUUUGGUUUUGUUUUUGUUUUUUUGCGUUGGUGGGUUAUAAAGGAAAGCAGAAUGUUUUAUCAUGA